Pteronotus mesoamericanus is the source of this 5543-nucleotide messenger RNA. It is a transcript of the gene ITPKB, whose product is annotated as inositol-trisphosphate 3-kinase B. Gene Ontology annotation, biological process: inositol phosphate biosynthetic process. Gene Ontology annotation, cellular component: cytoplasm; nucleus. Gene Ontology annotation, molecular function: inositol tetrakisphosphate kinase activity; inositol-1,4,5-trisphosphate 3-kinase activity. The transcript has 8 exons. NCBI's taxonomy places the organism in Eukaryota, Metazoa, Chordata, Mammalia, Chiroptera, Mormoopidae. The record is from RefSeq and is a predicted model, not a curated record. The coding region runs from base 430 to 3261 and encodes 943 amino acids.
AACUGGUAUCUUCCCCGCCGAGGAGGGCGUACAGGGCCGCCCCGCGCCGCCGCCGGAUCGCCGGGUUCCAGCCCCAGGAACGUUUUUCUUUCUUUCGCACUCUCCUGUUUUGUUUCGCAUAGCUCGGAGAGGAAAUCAUUUCUGAGCUUUGUUACUUUUCAAGCCAUCUUGUUCUUGGGCCAUGUCGUCUGCACAGGACCCUGGAGUCUGAGAAAUUGCAGCGGCGCUGUUGUUUAUGGAGCUUUGGGCGGGGGCUGAGCCCGAGGUCUUGCCCCUCGCCUGCCGCCCAGGCCAUGCCACUACGUCUGCGCGCGGAACGGCGGCGGCCGGGCCUCCGGGGCUGAGCCGGGAGCCGCGGGAGGAGGAGGCGCGGGCGGCGGAGCCGGAGCGGGAGCCGCGGCGGCGGCGGGCAGCGCGGGACCCAGUACUAUGGCUGUGUACUGCUAUGCACUCAACAGCCUGGUGAUCAUGAAUAGCGCCAACCAGGUGAAGAGCAGCGGCGCCCCCCGGGCCAGCAGCAGCGAGACACCCCCGCCGCCGGGGAGCGCCGUGUUGAGCCCCGGCAGCGUUUUCAGUCCCGGGAGAGGCUCCUCUUUCCUCUUCCCCCCAACCGAGUCGUUGUCGCCUGAGGAGCCCGGCAGCCCCGGGCGCUGGCGGAGUGGCCGGCGCAGGCUGAAUAGCAGCAGCGGCAGUGGCGGCAGCAGCAGCAGCAGCGUGGGCAGCCCGAGCUGGGCGGGUCGCCUGAGAGGGGACGGGCAGCAGGUGGUGACCGCCGGUCCCCUCUCCCCUCCAGGGCCGGAGGAGGCCCAGAGGAAGCUGCGAAUCCUGCAGCGCGAGUUGCAGAACGUGCAGGUGAACCAGAAAGUGGGCAUGUUCGAGGCGCACAUCCAGGCGCAGAGCUCCGCCGUUCAAGCGCCCCGCAGCCCGCGUCUGGGCAGGGCGCGUUCGCCCUCCCCGUGUCCCUUCCGCAGCAGCAGUCAGCCCCCAGGAAGGGUCCUGGCUCAGAGCGAGGAACGGAGGACCAAGUCCUGGGGGGAGCAAUGUCCAGAGACCUCAGAGGCCGGCUCCGGAAGGAGAGCAAGGGCGUCCAGCCCAAGCCUCUCCAAGGACAAGGUGGGAGUGGCACCUUCUCCCUGCCUGGCCUCCCCGUCGGGCUCAGGGGCUCAGGGUGCACCCGCUUCCGUGAUAACUGAGAAGGGGGUUCCUGCCAGACCCCACUGUGGCUCACCCACCGCUAUGGAAAUUGACAAAAGGGUCUCCCCUCUCUUGGGAACUCUGAGCUGCCAAGCUCCCUCAUUGGGGCUGGACGGAGCGAACUCCGUGAUGGCCACAGAAGUGGCAGCGGGAGCUACAUCCACUGGGCCUCACCAUCCCUAUGACCCUGCCCUCGCUGAGCUGUUUGAAAGGCCCCGGGAGCUUGGGGGCGUACAUUCCCCGACCCUGUUGGAGAGUCAGGGGCAGUCUCCGGGCAGAGAGACAAGGCCAGCCCCAGAGAAGGGCGGGCCCCGUGGUGGAGAUCCCCCUGGGAAGGUGGCGAAAGGAGAUCUGCCUAGUGGCUUGCCGGGCUCCGGGGAGCCGGAAUUGGGAGGAAGGCCAGAGGAGAGGACUGUGGACGCGCAGAGCUCAAAGCCCUCUGCGGCCCCGCGCUGGUUCAGGCCGUCAGGAGACCUGGGCUCCGUGGGGCCCGAGGUGACUCACAGCGGGGCCUCGGUGGUCGAGGAGCCUCCGCAGCUCUCCAACAGAGUGGAUGAAGAAUCUGCGACACUGGGCUUGCGUGGGGGCAGCAGCUCAGCACAGUCAGGUGCAGGGAAGGUGGAGGCGGGAACUCCCGCUGGCGGAAUGCUGGAACCUUUGCCCCGCUGGGAAGCGGCAAAAGAUGUGAAAGAACCUCAGUGCCUUCUUGGAGCUGGGGUGGGUGUGCAGCCUGGGAGCUCCAGGGCUUGGCUGGUUCCCAUGGAGCAAGCCCCUCUGGCCUGGACGUGUGGCACUGGGGUACAAUCCCAGGGGACUUGGGGAAGCCCACCGAAGGACAAAGCCACCCACCCCAGCCUGGAGUUGCUCUCCCCGGAUCAGAGGGACAAGGCUUCUCCCAGGGAGGCCUGCAGCCCCAGCAAUAUACCUGCAGUCAUCAUCACGGACAUGGGCGCCCAGGAGGACGGCGUCUUGGAGGAGACACAGGGCAGCCCCCUGGGCAGCCUUCCCCUGAGGAAACUAUCCUCUUCCUCCGCCUCCUCCACUGGCUUCUCCUCCUCCUAUGACGACUCAGAAGAGGACAUCUCCAGCGACCCUGAGCGCUGCCUGGACCCCAACUCCGCCUUCCUCCAUACCCUGGACCAGCAGAAGCCCAGAGUGAGCAAAUCAUGGAGGAAAAUAAAAAACAUGGUGCACUGGUCUCCCUUUGUCAUGUCCUUCAAGAAGAAGUACCCCUGGAUCCAGCUGGCAGGACACGCAGGGAGUUUCAAGGCGGCGGCCAACGGCCGGAUCCUGAAGAAGCACUGCGAGUCGGAGCAGCGCUGCCUGGACCGGCUGAUGGCCGACGUGCUGAGGCCCUACGUGCCGGCCUACCACGGCGACGUGGUGAAGGACGGCGAGCGCUACAACCAGAUGGACGACCUGCUGGCUGACUUCGACUCGCCGUGCGUGAUGGACUGCAAGAUGGGCGUCAGGACCUACCUGGAAGAGGAGCUCACCAAGGCCCGGAAGAAGCCCAGCCUCCGGAAGGACAUGUACCUGAAGAUGAUUGAGGUGGACCCGGAGGCCCCGACGGAGGAGGAGAAGGCCCAGCGGGCUGUGACCAAGCCGCGGUACAUGCAGUGGAGGGAGACCAUCAGCUCCACCGCCACCCUCGGGUUCAGGAUCGAAGGCAUCAAGAAGGAAGACGGCUCUGUGAACCGGGACUUCAAGAAAACCAAAACGCGGGAGCAGGUCAUCGAGGCCUUCAGGGAAUUCACUAAAGGAAACCAGAACAUCCUGAUCGCCUACCGGGACCGGCUGAAGGACAUUCGGGCCACCCUCGAAGUUUCUCCCUUCUUCAAGGGCCACGAGGUCAUCGGCAGCUCGCUCCUCUUCAUCCACGACAAGAAGGAACAGGCCAAGGUGUGGAUGAUCGACUUCGGGAAGACCACCCCCCUGCCUGAGGGCCAGACCCUGCAGCACGACGUCCCCUGGCAGGAAGGCAACCGGGAGGACGGCUACCUCUCGGGCCUCAACAACCUCAUCGACAUCCUGUCAGAAAUGUGCCAAGGCCCCGGCGCCCCCUAGACUGCGGCCCCUGUGCCCACCUCGCCCCGUCCCUGGCCUCCUCCCUCCCCCUUUUCUUCCUUCUCCUUCUUAAUUCUUCUUUGACUUCUUCCUGGGUGCAAGCCCCAGAACUGACCCUCCCAAACUGCACUACAAGACACUUUGUAGAAGAGGAGGCGAGAUUUUCUCGUUUUCCUGAUUGAAGGGCUUUAGCGCUGGGGCUUCCACGUCUCUCUGUAAAUAGGAUCUCCUUCUAGAAGAGGAAUGCCCAAGCCAAGCACGGCUGCCUACCGGGGCGGGGGCUGGGGGCAUGUUGGCUGUGUUCAGACCUGGAUGGGGACGCAGGUGGCCCUGGGGUCCAGCCCAGAGCCCCUGGGUGGGCUCCCUGUGGGGGCCUGCUGCCCCCUGCUGGCCAGUGCUGUUAGCGCUGCCGCCCCGCUCAGCGGUUUUCAGCCCCAUCCAUCCUCAGCCUGGCCAGGGACUGUGUUCAGAGCCCAUGUUCCAGCAGGUGCCUGGUGCCAGGCUUUCUCAUGGUUGGGGCACAAAAUCACUGGCAGAUGCAUGUUGGCCAUGAGUAAAGCACCCUCUGAUUAGCAGCCCAAGGGGUCCAGGGAUGUGUGGCGGCCUUUGUGGACUCUUUAGGGUCUGGUAUUGAAACCCUCCAGCUUCGGACCAGACCCCAGAGCCGGGAGGAGGCCAGAGCCGACUUGGCUGUGAUCUCUGGUGUUGGCCUCCCUAGUGGGGGACAGGAGCUGUGUUCUUUGAUCUGUGACUAUUGCCCCCGAAUCCAGGGGGACUCUGCAGGCCCGAGCUGCCAGGGCUGCAGCCACCCCCAGAGCCACGUGAGCCCCCCACGCCCCAUCUUGACCUUGCUGUGACAAGGCCAGGGGUUGCAUGGGGGUGGGCCAGGGCACAGGCAGCCCCCAACGUAAGAAAGACAGAACCUACGCGGGACACUCCUCUCACGCAGCCGCACCUCUCCCGCCUCCCUGGUGACGCUCGGUUGCAGGCAGGGCUCCAGGCCAGCGCUGCGCAGCGAGGAAGGAGGUGGAGGCUGGCUUCCCGGCAUCAGGGUUUCCCCCGAAAUAAGCCUUACGGCCUGAAGGGCUCAAGCCCGUGUUUCCCGAUGCGGUGUGGGCAGCCUCCAGGGAACAUGGGGGCCGCCGGGGUUGCCCAGGCCUCCCUUCUGCAGCCUCUAGGUUGCUCGAAGAUUCAUGGGAAACCAUUUGUGAGACUUAGUCUCCUUGUAAAGCAAGUAGGUUUAUAUUAUUGAGAAGAAUGCAAAAUUUGCAUGACUUUUAAAGACAAUCCCAGCUAUGGCCAUUUGGAGCGGUGCCCCCCCCGGUGUCCCCGCUUUGUGGUUGGAAGAGAGUUGGGGACCAGGCCGGCAGGCACUGGGGCCAGUUGCUCCAUAGGGAGCUGCUUCAGGGACACUGUGCAGACAGUGUGUGCCCCGGUGUGUAUGCCUAGAGGGACCAAUCCAGAGGGAGGUCUUCCUGGGCCACCCCACUCCCCCAUCACCCCAGGGUCUGGGGGAACUGUCAACUCACCCAUGUGACACAUUUGUUUCCCCUUUCAUGCCGGGUGAGUGACGGUUGAUGGGGGCGGAGGGUGGGACACGAGGAUGCGCAAGUUCAGAUUUUUAAAAGGAAAUCACGUUUCAACUUCCUGGCUCUUGUUCAAAACAGUGGCGAACUCCUGUGUGGGCUGACUUGCUAAAGGUCACACCCCCGCCCCCGAGGAGCACGGGAGGCCGCGUGACAGCAUGUGAUCCUGGAGGGCAGGAGCCCGGGAGCUGUAUGCACUUGUGGGCCAGAGGGACCCCACCGCGGUGGCCUGUGUGCGGCUCCCUGUGGGAAGGGACACCAUUCAUUUAGAUGUCAAGGUCCCACAACUAUGCACUGGCCAAAAGUUACCUUCCUCCUCUCUAUGAAAAAAGUUUGCUAAAGCAAAUUAAUGCUAUGAACAAAAGUUACAUGGGACCAGCUUCAGCUACUUAAGAGAACAAACAAGCACUUUAAGCAAGCACCAGUUGUUUGCAAACAAUGUGCUAAUAAGCAAACAAUUUGUUUAUUGAAGGAGACCCGUGGGGCCUCUUAUUGGCAAUUCUUUGCCUUGGGUUACCUUUGUAUGUGAAAGUGACAUAAAGUGGCAUCUUUGUAGGGUUAUUCUAUUAAGGUUUUGGGUUUUGUAUUUACUGUGCUAGUUCCCUUCCUCCACGCCGACUCUCUCAAUCCCUUUUCCCCUUUGACCUCCCGCCGCCUCGUAUGGAUCCUGGAAUGGAAUUUUCUAACCCCCCCCCC